Messenger RNA from Lytechinus variegatus (green sea urchin), 2184 nucleotides. RefSeq names its product synaptotagmin-7-like. Gene Ontology annotation, biological process: regulation of dopamine secretion; cellular response to calcium ion; vesicle fusion. The coding region runs from base 1 to 1050 and encodes 349 amino acids. Gene Ontology annotation, cellular component: synapse; membrane; axon. The record is from RefSeq and is a predicted model, not a curated record. NCBI's taxonomy places the organism in Eukaryota, Metazoa, Echinodermata, Echinoidea, Temnopleuroida, Toxopneustidae. The transcript is spliced from 7 exons. Gene Ontology annotation, molecular function: calcium ion binding; clathrin binding; phosphatidylserine binding.
AUGACUGCAAAACAUGAAUCGAUGUCGGGGUUUCAGCCGAUGGAGUCAUUGGUUGCUAUGGCAACCAUCUUCCACAUCCAGUUUGAGAGGCCGAAACCCAAAGUUGGCGUGGAGCACGUCCAGCCUGAUCCUAGCAAGCUUGGCCAGAGUCAACAAGUUGGAAACAGCAAUGGGCAGGCCGAAGCCAUAGGCGUUGCCCAAGGCUUAGAUGACGAUUCUUUUCAGUUCGGGGAAGAGCUAGGAAAGAUCCAGUUUUCUCUCAUGUAUGACUUUCCCGAUCAAACACUGGUGCUGAGGAUCGUCAAAGCAAAUCAUCUUCCUGCCAAAGAUUUCAGCGGAACAAGUGAUCCUUUUGUUAAAAUCAUGCUCCUGCCAGAUAAGAAAGUCAAAAUGGAAACCAAAGUGAAGAGGAAAAACCUCAAUCCUAUUUGGAACGAAUCUUUUCAUUUUGAAGGGUAUCCAUACAGCAAAAUACAGGAGCGUGUUCUACAUCUACAAGUGCUGGACUACGAUCGCUUUAGUAGAAACGACCCGAUUGGGGAAAUCAACUUGCCACUCGCCGAGGUCGACUUGACACAUGAAAAAUUGUACUGGAGGUCACUCACCCCAAGUAAAAAGUCAUCAGGUAAACUCGGGAGUUUACUGGUGUCAUUGUGCUAUGCACCUACGGCCGGAAGGAUUACCAUUACAGUCCUUAAGUGUCAAAAUUUAGCUGCCAAAGAUAUUACAGGAAAAUCAGAUCCGUAUGUGAAAAUCUGGCACAUGCACAAGGACAAGCGGGUUGAGAAGAAGAAAACGGUCGUCAAGUACCACACGCUUAAUCCCGUCUAUAACGAGUCCUUCGUAUUUAACAUCCCGCUUGACAGGAUACGUGACACGACCUUCGUCAUUUCGGUCCUCGACAAGGACCGCCUCUCAAAGAACGAUAUGAUCGGAGGGAUCCUUCUCGGCGCGCGGACGUCGCCGGCCGAAAUGAGCCACUGGAACGAGAUGAUGAGCAAGCCGCGGACUAAUAUCGCCAAAUGGCAUGUGCUAAAAGGGGUUAAUUGAUGAUAGCGCCGUCGCCGCGGUGUUUUCGAUGUCGAGUUGGUACUUUCAACACAUGUGCAUUUAUCCGACUGUAGAUUUCAAGCCAACUGUCCGACCCCCGUUUUCAGGUUCUGCCGGAAGUGUGGGGGAUGGAGAACUGCGUAGUAUUUUGAGAUCGAUGGAAUUCAUGAUUUACAUCUCAGAGUUUUGUAUAACCAUGCAUCGUCAUUUAGUUGGUGUCCGUGCGUAUGUUUCCUGGUGUGAAAAAAGGGCAAGUACUGCCGAGGACUUUGUGAUCAUGGUACAUGCAUACCAUAAGACAUCAUUAUUGUGUACUCGUAUCUAUCUCUUUCUACACUUUCAUUGACUUCAAUUCUUGAUGGCAUCUUGCUCCACAGGACGACCAUCCGUACUACAAGGUGCAUUGCAUUUCUCCUGGUUCCUGCAGGUCAUCACCCGUGUGAAGGGUGGCAAUAAUCCAUAAAAUGCCUGGGAAUAUCAUUAUACCUCAGCAGCAGACAGCCUUCCAAGAUUCUCGCAGAAAAGAAUUUCCCAUCGCCAUGAUCCCUCGCAUCUUCUCAGGGUCCGGUUGCAUAGAGCGUAGCGAUCGAUUGUAAGGGUGAUUUGAACGCUAGAUGAUCAUAAAUGAUUGUAGUAGUAAUAGAAAAAAUCAACUCUACAGUCGAUCAUUAAGCUAAAUGUCACAGCGCCCUCAUCAUUUUUUAACCCAAAGAUGAAGAGAAGCACAAGACUCAACAUGCCUUGAUGAUGCUAUAUGCAGUAUCUUGCAUACGCUUGAUAAAACAAAGCAAUGACACAAUAUGUAUAAAAAUAUAACAUAGUUCAUAGAUUUUAUGAAAACUAAAUGAUUAGAUACAUGUAUGAUCUAUAUAUUUUAUUGUUGAAUCAUUUAAUGAUUCGGUUUUCUAUGAUAUAAUGUUAUACUAAACAUUCCGUGUUAGUGCCCUGUACUAUCAUGCUUUUCUAUUAACCGUAGUGCAACGUACUGCUCAAAUAUUAGGAGAUUUACCAUUUGUCUUUAAUAUUUUACGGUACAGCUUUAACCAUUUUGUCUAGCAUUCACUUGGUCUUACCCCGCUUUGUCUUAAAGGGGAAGUUCACCCUGAAGAAAACUUUGUUGUAAAAAUAGCAGAA